Messenger RNA from Capsicum annuum, 1217 nucleotides. RefSeq names its product 3-isopropylmalate dehydratase large subunit, chloroplastic. Gene Ontology annotation, molecular function: 4 iron, 4 sulfur cluster binding; 3-isopropylmalate dehydratase activity. Gene Ontology annotation, biological process: amino acid biosynthetic process. The record is from RefSeq and is a predicted model, not a curated record. NCBI's taxonomy places the organism in Eukaryota, Viridiplantae, Streptophyta, Magnoliopsida, Solanales, Solanaceae.
AUUUUCCUACAAAAAGAAUAUUGUUUGUGUCGUUGCUUCCACACGUUCCAUUUUUUUCUUUUAAACCUUCAUCAGCCGCCAUUUGUUUGGGUUAUAUAUAUACAUACUCCUAUAUUACUUCUAACCAGAGGUUAUUGUGAAAAUCUUGAUAAUUUGUGUGAGCAAUAAUGGCAUCUUCUUCAGCUAUAGCUUCAAGUUCUGCACCUUUCAUCAAUAAGAAAGAUGUUGGUCUAUCAGCUUUCUCAUCACAAUCUUCAUUUUCCGUUCAAACUGCUCGGCAAAGGAUUUCCAAGAAAAUCGUUUCUGUGAUGACACCACAGCAGACUCAACGAACACCUGCCACCACUGGCUCAGUAAAGACUGGGAUGACUAUGACCGAGAAGAUAUUAGCUAAGGCUUCUGAUAAGCCUGAAGUGAGCCCUGGCGACAAUGUCUGGGUCAACGUUGAUGUUUUGAUGACCCAUGAUGUUUGCGGCCCUGGCUCUAUUGGAAUUUUCAAGAAAGAGUUUGGCCAGAAUGCUAAGGUCUGGGAUCGUGAAAAGCUUGUCAUUAUACCUGACCAUUACAUAUUCACUAGUGAUGAAAGAGCAAACCGUAAUGUGGAUAUCUUGAGAGAUUUCUGCACUGAACAAAAUAUUAAGUACUUCUAUGACAUUAAGGAUCUGGGGAACUUCCGCGCUAAUCCUGAUUACAAGGGUGUCUGCCACGUUGCUCUUGCACAAGAAGGUCACUGCAGACCUGGAGAGGUUUUGUUGGGUACAGACUCCCACACGUGUACUGCUGGAGCUUUCGGGCAAUUCGCCACUGGAAUUGGUAAUACCGAUGCAGGUUUUGUGUUGGGUACUGGCAAGAUUCUGCUCAAGGUGCCUCCUACUUUGAGAUUUGUGAUGGAUGGUGAAAUGCCCGAUUACUUGCUUGCUAAAGACUUAAUUUUGCAAAUUAUUGGUGAAAUUUCAGUGGCUGGUGCUACUUAUAAAGCAAUGGAGUUUGUUGGCUCGACAGUUGAAAGCUUGACCAUGGAAGAAAGAAUGACGUUAUGUAACAUGGUUGUUGAAGCUGGUGGAAAGAAUGGUGUCAUCCCAGCUGAUAAAACGACAUAUGACUAUCUUGAGGGAAGGACUUCUGUUCCAUAUGAACCUGUAUAUAGUGAUGAAGGAGCCAGAUAUCUUAAGGAGUACAGAUUCGAUGUUUCCAAGUUGGAGCCUUUAGUGGCUAAG